This is a messenger RNA of Trichophyton verrucosum HKI 0517, 1926 nucleotides long. RefSeq lists its product as uncharacterized. Bases 1 to 1926 code for a protein of 641 amino acids. Gene Ontology annotation, biological process: dephosphorylation. Gene Ontology annotation, molecular function: alkaline phosphatase activity. NCBI's taxonomy places the organism in Eukaryota, Fungi, Ascomycota, Eurotiomycetes, Onygenales, Arthrodermataceae. The transcript is spliced from 3 exons. The record is from RefSeq and is a predicted model, not a curated record.
AUGAAGUUCACCGUCCUUGUCGCCUCCGCCUUUGCCUCCACAGCUUUUGCCCAGACUUUCCAGCGUCUGGGUGGCUGUCCAGACCUAGGAUGCAUCUUCCCGCCAGACAAGGCCGAGUUCUUGUCUGGACAGUUCUUCGACAUCCGUCUUGAAGUGCACUCGCCCGUCAACGGAUCCGAAGCCCGUGUCGGUGGCCCAGACGAGAAGUUCACAUUCACCAUUGAGCGCAAGGGGCGCGGACACCAGCAGCCAGAGCCGGCCACCAAGUUCUUCAAGACCGAAGAACCCAAGCUUGAAAAGUGGCAAUUCUCCUGGUACGAAGACCUGUUCGCCAAAGAUGCUGGGAAGCCCUCUAUUGUCAACGUCGCAUCCAAGGCCUUCAGACGUAAAACCACUGCUACUUGGGAGGUCAAGGAGCUGCGCACCCGUCGCCGUGCAAAGAACGUCAUCCUCUUCAUCGGCGAUGGCAUGACCACCAACAUGAUCACUGCUGCUCGUCUCAUGGCCCAUCAAUCCAUCAAUGGCAAGUACCAGUCCAAGAUGCAGAUGGACCAGUUCCCCGUCCUUGGCCACCAAAUGACCCAUUCCAUGGACUCCUUCAUCACCGACUCGGCUAACUCGGCCACUGCCCUCUACACCGGCCACAAGUCCACUGUUAAUGCAUUGAACGUUUACCGUGACUCUUCCAAGUCUCCCUUUGAUGACCCCAAGUUCGAGACCAUUGCUGAGAUCUUCCGCCGUGUCAAUCCUGGUGCUGGUGUCGGGAUCGUUUCUACCGCUCAUUUGUCCGAUGCUACCCCGGCUGCUCUGACUGCCCACACCAGUGACCGUGGCCAGAGUGCUCAUGUUAUCGACACUUACUACCACGGUCUCUCCAACUACACCUGGACUCAGUGGGAUGGCCCGGAUGUUCUCUUUGGUGGAGGUGCCGAGGAUUUCCUCCCCAACAAUGACAACAAGAAGCAGAAUUACUACGAGAUGUUCAAAAAGAAGGGAUACAGCCUCUCCUGGAACGCCACAGCCCUCGCCCAGGCUUCCAACGACGAUCGUGCCCUUGGUGUCUUCUCCACCAGCGUCAUGGCUAAAUGGCUCGACCGCAAUGUCUACAAGGAAAAUCUGAAAAACCAGAAGAACUACCCCGAUGGUUCUGACAAGGACGCCGAUGACCAGCCCGGUCUCAAGGAGAUGACCCUCAAGGCCAUUGACAUCCUCCACACCCGUAACCGCAACCACCGCGAGAGCCGUGGCAAGGGUUUCUUCCUCAUGUCCGAGGCUGCGAGCAUCGACAAGCAGAUGCACACCAUGGACUAUGACCGUGCACUUGGUGAGCUUCUCGAGCUUGACGACACCGUUCGCGCUACCAUUGCCAAGCUCCGUGCUCUAGGAGAAUUGGAUGAUACUCUUAUCAUCGUCACCGCCGAUCACGGUCACGGCUUCGAUGUCACUGGAUCUGUUGACACCAAGUACCUCGCUGAGCAGAAGUCUGAUCGCGAGAAGCGUAAGGCUAUCGGUACCUACUUCAACUCUGGUCUCUCCCAGUACACCGUCCAGAAGCAGGGUUCUCUCAAGUACUCCGAGGGCGUCCACUUUCCCGCUCAAUGGGAUCCACGAUACACCCUUCAUAGUGGCCUUGGUGCUCAUCCUGACAAGCGUGAAAACUACCAGGUUCAUAAGGAUGGACCUCGUCUCCCAGCUACUACCGCCCGUGGAGCUAAGGACUACUAUGUCAACUACAAGGAUGCUGUUACCGGCUUUAUCGUCAACGGCACCAUUGCUCCAGAUGAAGGCCAGGGUGUCCACUCUCUCACGGACGUUCCUGUCUUCGCCAUGGGACCAUGCCAGGAAGACUUUGGUGGUGUAUACAACUCCGUUGACGUUUUCUUCCGUAUGGCCCAGUGCCUUGGUCUAAGCAAGACCAGAUGGUAA